AUGUUCCCGUCAGUGAUAGCCUCACGCCAGUGUGCGAUUGUGCGAUCCAAGGCUGGGCUUCUGGAGCCCAAACCCAGCUGGUCGCGGACACCCUCCAACGGGAUUCGGCCCAUUAUAAUCCCUUCAGUACCCGGUGGAUUACUACAGCUUGCACGCCCACGACCGAGCUUGCUUGAUAACCCUACCAGCACUCUUACCACCACCACUACCAUCUCCCUCUUCUCCCCUCCAAACCGCUUUUUCGCGACGAAUAUGUCCGACGCACCAAGACGUUCAGCGCGACUCGCCGGAAACGGCACCGCAGCCGUAUCAGAGACGCCAGCUGCUGAUCCUGCACCAAAGAUCGUCCCAGCAGAGGAGGACGUGGCGGAGCUCGCAAAGAUAGAUCUGGGCGAUAGCCUCCCGUCGCUGACGCUGCAGAACGAGAAGGGCGAGGACAUCGACGUCGCGAGCCUCGCCGCCGAGAAGGGCGUUGUGAUGUUCCUGGUGCCCAAAGCCGAUACCGCGGGAUGCACGACGCAGGCGUGCGGGUUCCGGGACGUCUACCCCGACUUCACCGAGCACAACUUUGAUGUCUACUGCCUGAGCGCAGAUUCUCCUAGCGCGCAGACCAAAUGGCAGACCAAGGCACAGCUUCCCUACCCCCUCAUCUCCGACCCCGACCGCCUCCUCAUCGCUGCUCUCGGCGCCAAAGAGAACGGCAAGACGAAGCGCAGCCACUUCAUUUUCGAGAAGGGCGGCAAGCUCGUCGACAAGCGCAACCCCGUCACGCCCACCGAGAGCCCGCCUGCCGCCCUGGAGUUCGUCAAGAGCUACAACACCAAAGCUUCGCUGUGA
Molecule: messenger RNA, 837 nt
Organism: Heterobasidion irregulare TC 32-1
Lineage: Eukaryota; Fungi; Basidiomycota; Agaricomycetes; Russulales; Bondarzewiaceae
Product: atypical 2-cysteine peroxiredoxin
Exons: 5
Coding region: 1-837 (278 amino acids)
Biological process (GO): cellular response to oxidative stress; cell redox homeostasis
Cellular component (GO): cytoplasm
Molecular function (GO): thioredoxin peroxidase activity
Source: RefSeq, a predicted model, not a curated record